UAGCGCCCCUUUGUCCACCGGAAAUAGGAGACGAGUUAUGGCGUAAGUUGUGAAUUAAGUAGAAUCUGAAGUAGACUAACCAUCUCAGUGUAGUUCUACAUAUCCAUAAAUUUAUUCCAACAGUGCCAUUAUGUUAUCAGCAAUUCUUGGACGUGUCGCUGAUAAAGCUGUUCGCAACCAGAGACUUGUGUUGUCAGUGAAAUACUUAAGUCUCUCUGUGAAACAGCAGCAACUGACAAAAGUUUCUGACAGGAAAGCGCACCAAAGAGCGGGCAGUGGCAAAGAAACGCAUGCAACCAAGAACCGAACAAUAUUACCCAAAGUCAAUAAUAGUCACUUAGACGCCUUCAACGUCAUUAGUGCUGGUUAUUGUGAGGAAGAACAGGAAGCAAAUGACAGUAAAGUUUGUGAUGAUGAUGAUUAUGAUGGAAACAAAGACAGAACACAUCACAUCGCUAAGAGUGCUUCUUUAACAGCUUUCCAAAGAAAGCUGCAAGAAAGCAGGGAUUUCACACUUUCCCAUAAGGAGUGGAAAGAGUUUCGAAAUGAAGCAUAUGCAGAAAACCCCGCCCUUCAGAAGUCAUGGGAGACACUUUGCAUGCAGCUUAUGAGGCAUCAUGCGUGCCCACAGUUAGCUACCUCACUAAUUGAUUACAUAAGAAGCGAAGCCUCUCCAAACCUAAUAACUCUAGCUCUUUACAUAGGUUUGCAAGGAAAGCAUGGUGCAGAAGACAAAGAAAGCUUAAUUUUUAAAAGUUACUCAGAAAUCAAUAAAAUAACAAAUGUAUUUGAUUCCAUGACAGCCAAGUACCUAAUUAGUGGUCUUUCUAUGACAAGCAAAUGGCGUGAAACUCUGGAUAUCCUGGAAAUAGCAAAAUUAACAGUCUCACCUGGAAAAUCUUAUUAUAGCCCUAUUGUGGCAGCUGCUUUUAGAAACUAUGACCAAGAUCUAGCAUUUAAGCUACUUGACGAGAUGGCACAAAAAGGCAUGCAGCCUCAGAAUUAUGUUUUGUUGGAGAUAUUGCAGGUUUGCAAAGACAUUGGUGAUAACACACUGCUUGAGAAGUAUUUCACUUACAUAUGGCAUUACAACUGGCUUCCAUCACAAGAAGAUGCCAGAGAACUGGAACUUCAUUUUACAGGAUCAGCACAAGAAAAAUGGCAGUGUAGAUGGACACAUAUCAAUACAGUCAGAGGAACGUGCAUGGCAUGUAACCAUCAACUAGAGAAAACUGAGCUGCUAGCUGAUGACUUUGAAGCACUUCAGAAAACAUUUCUAGAAAAAGCAUUGGUGGGAAGCAAUGUAUAUCUCAAGUCAAAUCCAAAAGAAGUUGGGAUAUUUGAGGACUUUGUACAGAAGAAUGCUCCUUUUGAUGUAGUUCUAGAUGCUCUUAAUAUUGCUUUUAAAAGAGGACCUAAAAUGUUUUCAAAAUCCAGGCAGCUUCGAGAUAUAGUGAGCUACUUUGCCCAAAAGAAACAUAUGCGAGUAUUGGUGAUUGGCCGAGCUCAUAUGUUGAAGUGGCCUCAAGCUGACAUGAGAUAUAUUCAGCAUCACAGCAAGGUUUUCCUGACUGAAAACGUUUCUUCAGACGACCCAUUUUGUCUCUAUGCCACUCUGGCAAGUGGCAAGAACUGCAUGUUUGUAUCAUCAGACUUCAUGCGUGAUCACAAGUACAACCUGGACUUACAUUUGAAAGAAGUAUUUGUUCGCUGGCAGAAGUCACGCCAGAUUCUCAAUUUCAGCUGCAGUAAUAAAGGUGUCUCUGUGAAAAUGCCAAGUAUGUAUGACUGUGGUCCAGUCAAGGAUAACAGAGGCUGGCAUCUGCCAUAUGCUGUUGACAACACCAGUCUAAAGUCAACCAGCCAACCUGUUUUAUGCCUUCGAUGCUGUGUUCAGAGCCUCCCCUGAAUCACCUGACGAAUAAAAAUAAAUCCCCAGACGGAAAA
Molecule: messenger RNA, 1947 nt
Organism: Pomacea canaliculata
Lineage: Eukaryota; Metazoa; Mollusca; Gastropoda; Architaenioglossa; Ampullariidae
Product: mitochondrial ribonuclease P catalytic subunit-like
Exons: 6
Coding region: 131-1909 (592 amino acids)
Biological process (GO): tRNA 5'-leader removal; mitochondrial tRNA 5'-end processing
Cellular component (GO): mitochondrion; mitochondrial ribonuclease P complex
Molecular function (GO): protein binding; ribonuclease P activity
Source: RefSeq, a predicted model, not a curated record